Messenger RNA from Cavia porcellus (domestic guinea pig), 1967 nucleotides. It is a transcript of the gene Dnaaf3, whose product is annotated as dynein axonemal assembly factor 3. The record is from RefSeq and is a predicted model, not a curated record. Bases 102 to 1679 code for a protein of 525 amino acids. The transcript is spliced from 12 exons. NCBI's taxonomy places the organism in Eukaryota, Metazoa, Chordata, Mammalia, Rodentia, Caviidae. Gene Ontology annotation, biological process: motile cilium assembly; axonemal dynein complex assembly.
UGAGCAGGGUUGGGGGCACCGGACAGCAACUCAGCCUUGAGUGGGAGCGAGACGCCGGCCAUCCCGGGUAUUUGGAGGAUAAAGGUGUCUGUCCCGCAGGGAUGACCACCCCGGCGGGCUCGGGUGCGGGCUUCGGCUCGGUAUCCUGGUGGGGCCUGUCCCCGGCGCUGGACUUGCAGGAGGAGAGCCCUGAAGUGCACGCGGACUCGGACGCGGUCGCGGACAACGACGAGCUCAAUGUGCUGCUGCUGGGCUCGGUGGACGGGCGCCAUCUGCUGCGCACCCUGGCCCGGGCGGCUCACUGGCCACGCAGGAGGCUCAAUUUCUAUAUGCUAGAGCACAACUUAGAGGCUGUUGCCCGACAUAUGCUUCUCUUCAGCCUUGCUCUGGAGGACCCCGAGAAGAUGGGGCUACAAGAGCGGAGCGAGACCUUCCUGGAGGUGUGGGGGAACACGUUGCUGCGGGCCCCGGUGGCCGCCUUCGUGCGCUCGCAGGCAGCCCGCCUGGCGCCUCUGGUCCCGGAGCCCGACCGCCUGGCGCGGGAGCUGCCCUGGCUCCGCCUCUGCGCGCUCAAGUUCCGAGAGCGCGACGCGCUGGAGGCCGUGCUCCGCUUCUGGUCUGGAGGGGAGCGGGGCCCUGAGGCCUUCCCCGUGGGUCGCCUGUGGGAUGCGCGCGUGCGCCACUACCUGGGCUCCCGCUACGACGCCCGGCGCGGGGUCAGCGACUGGGACCUGCGCAUGAAGCUGCACGACCGCGGGGCCCGAGUCAUCCAUACCCAGGAAUUCCGUCGCUGGAGGGACACAGGUGUCGCCUUUGAACUCAGAGACUCUAGCGCCUACCAGGAGCCCAACCGGACCCUGGCGUCUGGCCGCCUCUUGAUCCACCACGGGGAGCGCGUGGUGGCGCGCGGGUACUGGGGGGACAUCGCCACGGGGCCCUUCGUGGCCUUUGGCAUCGAGGCGGACGACCAGAGCCUCCUGCAGACCAGGAACGGGCAGCCCGUCAAGACUGCGGGAGAGAUCGCCCAGCACAAUCUGACCGAGGUGCUUCGAGAGUUGGCCGCCUGGGGGCGCCCGAGAGCCGCGCAGGGGAACCCCGAGGGGGAGCGGCUGGAGCCGGAGGACAACUCGGAGCAGAAGACCCUAGGAGACCUGGCCCGAGAAUCCUUCACGCUUCACUUUCUUCCCCUCGGAUCCGCGCACUUGCUGCACCACAAAGGCUGCUACCAGGGCCACUUCCAGCUCCUCUACAUCGCCUGCGGCAUGGUGCACCUGCUUGGCCCUGAGCUCGCUGCCUGCGUGGCCCCUGGAGGGCACCUGGUGGUGGAGUCCGCCCGGUUCCUGGUGGACCUGCGCUCUGAGCAGCUUCAGGACUUCAACAACCGGGUCGGGGAGCUGGCUGGAGUGGCUGGUUUCACCCCACGCACUACGACUGGGCCUGUGGAGACCUUCUCUCGCUUCACCAAGCUGAUGGCCGAAGGCUCAGGAUCUGGACACGUGCCCCGGAGCCCCUCUCUUGAUGCCUCCAGUCUCGGGUGCACAUCCCAUGCUUCCAGUGCUGGGGACUCCACCCCAAGAUCUGACCACACUCACAGCAAACCCGCCUCACACGUCAGAGUGGGAGCCGACCUGGAGCCCAAGUGCCCCUCUCUGACUUCUAACGGGGACUCCGGAGAUUAGGAGCCACCUACAGGAUUUUGACCCACUUGGGGCUUCUCGAGGUUCCCACCCGGCAUUGCACUCAGCCCCAGAGCCCUGCAGACUGAGCCUUCCCAUGCCCUCCCUGGGGCUCUGUGUGCCAUUCCAAGUUAUACAGUGUCUCUCACCCCCUGCCACACCCAAGACUUAUCCCAGAUGAGAUCCACCUGGGCUGAGGCCCCAGCCUCCAGUCCCUCCCAGCCUCCUGCCCUCUGUUCUCAGCUGGGAUUGGGGAGGCACCAAGCAGCUCAGUAAAAUCUUGUGUCCUUU